Benincasa hispida (wax gourd) is the source of this 2137-nucleotide messenger RNA. RefSeq names its product protein BZR1 homolog 1-like. NCBI's taxonomy places the organism in Eukaryota, Viridiplantae, Streptophyta, Magnoliopsida, Cucurbitales, Cucurbitaceae. Gene Ontology annotation, molecular function: DNA-binding transcription factor activity. Gene Ontology annotation, biological process: DNA-templated transcription; brassinosteroid mediated signaling pathway. The record is from RefSeq and is a predicted model, not a curated record.
GAAGAAGUUCAACAAAGAACGCGCUCUUCUCGUGAAGUUAGCUUGGUGGUGCGUUGCAUUGCAGUACUUUUUUCACACGCUCUGUUUCUCUCUCUCUUUCCUCAUCGAAAAUUCGCUCUCUGAUCGAGAACGAGAAUAAACCCUAGGAGGCGAGAGAGAAUGAGAAGAAGUUCCACGCCGGAGCUGGAUUGCCGGAACUGAAGAACCAGGAGCUGCUGCAGAGAUUUAUUGUUGUCUGAAGAAGCCAUGACGGGCAGAGGAUCAUCGGGAAGGACGCCGACGUGGAAAGAAAGGGAGAACAAUAAAAGGAGAGAGAGGCGACGGAGGGCCAUUGCUGCUAAGAUCUACACUGGUCUCAGAGCUCAGGGGAACUAUAAGCUUCCUAAGCACUGUGACAACAACGAGGUCUUAAAAGCACUCUGUAAUGAAGCUGGUUGGGUGGUUGAGGAAGAUGGCACCACCUAUCGCAAGGGAUGCAAGCCACCUCCGAUUGAUAUUGGCACUUCUGCAAAUAUGAGUGCCUGUUCCUCUCUUCAACCAAGCCCACAAUCUUCAUGCUUCCCUAGUCCUGUACCAUCCUACCAUGCCAGUCCUUCUUCAUCCUCUUUUCCAAGCCCAACUCGAUUUGAUGGCAAUCCAUCUUCUUAUCUUCUGCCAUUCCUUCAAAAUAUAUCCUCUAUACCUGCUAAUCUCCCUCCUCUCAGAAUAUCAAACAGUGCACCUGUCACGCCACCUCUUUCUUCCCCGACAUCAAGGGGGUCGAAGCGAAAACCAGACUGGGAGUCCAUUCCAAAUAGCUAUGUAACCUCUUUUCGCCAUCCCCUCUUUGCUGUCUCUGCUCCUUCUAGUCCUACAAGAUGCCACCAUCUUACACCGGCAACAAUUCCUGAAUGCGAUGAGUCUGAUGCUUCAACUGUAGACUCUGGCCGCUGGGUCAGUUUCCAGACUGUGGCACCUUCUGUGGCUCCUCCUUCGCCUACAUUUAAUCUGAUGAAACCAGUUAGUGAGCAAAGCUCUCUCCAAGAUGCAGUUGACAGACAUGGAGCAAUGGGCUGGGGUGCUACAUCUGAUAGGGGACGAGGCUCUGAGUUUGAAUUUGAGAAAUUUGAGAAUGGCACAGUGAAGCCGUGGGAGGGAGAGAGAAUUCAUGAAGUUGGGGUGGAUGAUUUGGAGCUUACCCUUGGGGGUGGGAAGGCCCGUGGUUAAGCAUCCAUUUGAAGAUAUUUGUUUCAAGAACUUAAGUGCCUGCUCUUUAAAGGUUAUUGGUUUAUGUUCACAAAAUAUGUUUACUUUCUUAGUUGGACUUGCUCUUCUGCUACCAUUAGACGAUCCUGGUUUGCCUUCAUUUGAACAGUUCCUUUCCCUUGGAGCCCUUGCAAAAGUCUGCACUUGUUACAUCUUGUAGUGGAAGAGCAAUCAAUAUUUGAGGCCCAGGAAAGGAUAACAUACGGUGGUGGAAAAUGAGAAGAACAAUGCAAUUGUGAUGGUUAUAUAUUUUUCAUUCCUUUGGAGCACUUUCAAUUUUUUUAGGAUCUUAUGAUCCUUAGAAAUAGCCCACCUGUAUCAGAAAUUUCUUGUAUAUAGAAUCUCUAAUUCAUCUUGCUUGGCAUUGUUGAUAAAAACCUCCAUCUUUGCAGAACGUGAAAGAAAUGAACAACGAACUGUGGGAAAGUUGUUAUGAACAUUGCCUAUUUGCUUCCUGGUCAGUUAUGGUUCAUUCUAUUUUCUUUCAAUUCAAUGUCAGUCGUAAUCCAUACUUCGGUAGCCUGUCUUCUAUUGAGCUAUCCCGACCCGAACACAAGUACCCCUUUUACAGAUCUCGGAUGUGCUUUGUCUGUUUAAUGUUGUUGCGUCCAUCCUUUAUACUUCACAAAUUGAAUAUCGAAAUGCAACUAUAUUCAAGUGAAUAUUAGAUUGAAAGAUGUACAAAGAGUGGAGGGGCAAUUCUGAAGAACAAUCUUGAAAUACAAUGUAUCUAUGGGAUUGAGCUUUUCUGCAGUGGUGGUGUGGGUCCGGCGAGCAAAGAAUCCAGUGGCAGGAGGGGGGCCUCAUUAAAAGGUUGCAAGAUGAGAAGUCUGUAUUUGGCCAGUAGAUCUUUCCGUGUUGCUCUUUUUUGGCAGAUUGUUUACGCACCGAC